AUGGAAGUCCUGCAAGAGAUUCCCCAACUACCCCCUCACGCUUCGGGCACUCCGGUGCUGUCGGUGCUGGACAUGCACACGGGCGGGGAGCCCCUGCGGAUUGUGCUCGCGGGAUGGCCUGAGAUCGAGGGCUCCACCCUGCUGGCCAAACGUCGCUAUGUGCUGGAGCACCAGGAUCCGCUGCGGCGACGCCUGAUGCUGGAGCCGCGAGGGCACCGGGACAUGUAUGGGGCGCUGCUUGUACGCAGUGAACUGCCAGAUGCUCACCUGGGCGUCUUGUUCCUGCAUAACGAGGGCUGUAGCUCUAUGUGCGGCCACGGCGUGUUGGCCCUUGGACGCUUCGUGCUGGACUAUGGACUGGUGCCGCCGCCCCCUCCCGGGGCCCUCGAGGCCGAAAUCCGCCUGCAUUGCCCUUGCGGUUUGGUCACCACCUUCGUGGAGUGCGAGGGUGGCCGCAGCCGGGGACCGGUACGCUUCCACAGCGUCCCGGCCUUUGCUCUGGCCACAGAUCUGAUGGUGGAUGUUCCUGGAAAAGGAAAGGUUGUAGUUGACAUUGGAUAUGGCGGUGCAUUUUAUGCAUUUGUUAAUGCUAAAAGACUUGGACUAGAUGUCUGUUCUUCAAAGACAAAGGAUCUUGUAGAUGCAGCAACUGUGAUUACAGAAGCAGUGAAAACACAGGUUAAACUUCAUCAUCCAGACAAUGAAGAGCUUGCAUUUCUAUAUGGAACUAUAUUAACAGAUGGAAAUGAUGCUUUUAGUGAAGAACCAACAACUAAUAUCUGUGUGUUUGCAGAUGCACAGGUUGACCGAAGCCCCACUGGCUCUGGAGUGACAGCUCGCAUUGCCUUACAGUAUCACAAAGGGCUUAUUCAACUGAAUCAGACUAGAACCUUUAAAAGUAGUACAACAGGCUCACUGUUCACCGGGAAGGCAGUGAAGGAAACCAAAUGUGGUGAAUUCAAAGCAGUUGUAGUUGAAGUAUCAGGACAAGCCCACUACACAGGUACGGCAAGAUUUAUAAUUGAAGAAGAGGACCCACUGAAAAAUGGAUUUCUUCUCCAGUGUUUUUAGUCAUAACCUCUUACUGCUCCCUUUUAAAGCAACUGUAAUCUAAGAAUUGUCUUCAUGUUCUAUAAAAAAAAGUAUAUCAUCUUAUGCAUGUGCUUUACCAUCCUAUCUAACUAAUGUCAUAAUCCUUGAUUAUAUACCAUCAUGUUUAUAAAUAGGUAAUAUAUAGCUCUUUAUGAUUUGCAAAUCAUUUUACAUUUUAUCUCAUGACAUUAUUUGUAUGAACCAAAUUAGCUAGAAAUAGGUUUAAUAUACUAGUUUAACAAAGUACUAAAGAUAACAAUAUGUUUCUUUUACAGUGGCACUUAGCAUAAAUGAUAAUAAAUUAUAAAAAAAAUGAACCAUUUCAAAUAGAUUUAUAAAUUUUGGAGUUUUGAAGGUACUGUCUUAUAUUUUAAUGUGGUGCUAAUGAGGCCAUUCGAAUAUCAGAUACUGUUUUGAACAAUAUAUUGUACCUUAAUUCUAACAAAAAUAUACUACAAUAUCCUUAAGCAAUACCUAAUAAUCACAACAAUCAACAAGCUUUUAUUAAGUGUUUAUUACAUGCCAGACACCAUCCUAAAUGCUAAGAAUACAAAGCAAGCAAGAGUUAUGGCCCCUGCCUUCAAGGAGUUCAAAUUUAAAAAAAUAAAAUAAAAAGUAGGUGUGUAUGUAUUUCUAUAUAUAUUCAAAUAAGCUACAUAUAUAUACCUGAUCAUCCUUUUAAUAUACAUAUAUGUAUAUUUCUGACCAUUAUAUACAUAUAUAACUACAUAUGUGUUAUGUAUAUAUAAUAUAUUUAAUAUUUAAUUUAAAUUUAAUAAAGAUAUACACAUA
Molecule: messenger RNA, 1884 nt
Organism: Monodelphis domestica (gray short-tailed opossum)
Lineage: Eukaryota; Metazoa; Chordata; Mammalia; Didelphimorphia; Didelphidae
Gene: L3HYPDH
Product: trans-L-3-hydroxyproline dehydratase
Molecular function (GO): hydro-lyase activity
Source: RefSeq, a predicted model, not a curated record